AUUACAUACAAGAUUGGAACACAUGUAGGCAGACGACGUAACAUCAGGUGUUGUGGUGUGGUCCUGAACUGUGCUCAGUGAAGGUCUUUGGUCAUCACCGCCACUAUGUUCUUAGUAGCCCGUGUUGUGAGAGCAUCCCACCCAAUCACAUCAACAUUUUUAAGAUCCUGUAGCACACAAGUGGGUAGUAAAGAAUAUUUUGACAAAUUGCUCGCCGACCAUAAAGUCGUCGUGUUUAUGAAGGGAACUCCACACAUGCCAAGAUGCGGCUUCAGCAAUGCUGUAGUUCAGAUUUUACGCAUGCAUGGUGUUGAAUAUGAUGCCCAUAAUGUUUUGGAAGAUGAAAAUGUCCGACAAGGGAUCAAGGAAUACUCAGAAUGGCCAACAAUACCACAGGUUUUUGUAAAUGGAGAAUUCAUGGGUGGCUGUGACAUUCUAUUACAAAUGCAUCAGAAUGGAGAACUGAUUGAGGAGCUUCAAAAGGUUGGCAUCACAUCUGCUCUACUUGAAGCAGAAGCUCAAGAUGAUAAAGGAGAUAAGAAUAAGUGAAAGUAGGAAGCUACAAAUCCAUUUUGAAGGUGGUACUUAUAUUAUUUUCAUAAAAAAGUAGGAGUAAUAAAUUGCAUAAUUGUGGGGGAUAACAAAAUAAAUAAAUACAGUACACCUUUUUUCAUUUUGUACGUGAAUUAGAUGCAAAAGACCAUUUUGUGACUACUGUAGCUGGUAAGAUUAGAUUUAGUCGUACAGGAAUUUAAUUAAUGAUUACCAGAUUUCAAACUAGGGUACCUAUAUUACUCGGUGAUGAUGUAUAUUUACUGUUGUUAUUGUACAGUUUAAUAAAGAAAUUAUUCUUGA
Messenger RNA from Homarus americanus (American lobster), 855 nucleotides. It is a transcript of the gene Grx5, whose product is annotated as glutaredoxin-related protein 5, mitochondrial-like. The transcript has 3 exons. Bases 106 to 549 code for a protein of 147 amino acids. The record is from RefSeq and is a predicted model, not a curated record. Lineage: Eukaryota; Metazoa; Arthropoda; Malacostraca; Decapoda; Nephropidae.